CAUGAACUAUAGUUUCGCGAUUCUUUUGUCAAAACUUUUGCAUUAAGUCGUUCUUUGAAAAACUGUUAAUGCUUUGCGACACCUCGAAUUAUAUUGAUCAAUUUACAAUGAGAGGUAAAUGGAAAUAGCAUGAACGAAGCCUUCUAUGGGGAGGUACUUGGAACGGCAGAGGUAAGUCUGGAGCAGCCAUUUUCGAAGCGAGAAGGGUUAGAGCGGCAGGGAGAGUGCACGGGCAGGCUAAAUUUUAAGUUACUCUCAUUACGACACGAGAAUGAGUCUGCCGUGAAUUAGAAUAGGGCAAGUCAACUCCUCUGAGCCCUGCUUGGGAGUUUCUUGUUAGUGUUGAGUGCAUGCUUUUCGAAAACGCUGACGGUGGCUCGACUGGAGGCGAGGAAAGGCUCACUGUACCUGCGAGCGGACGGACACCUGCGGAUUGCCAAGUCGGUAAGGGUGACGCUGUUACAACAACAACGCCCAAUGUAAUCCAGUGAUUUCUAAGCAGUUCUUCAGUUGUGUUGUGUUACUAGAAGAAUUGCGUUCAUGCAUUUCAAUUUCUAUACACCUGUGAACAAUCUGUGAUAUUAUAUUUGCACUUGAUCCCGUCAAAGACGAAAGCAAAGACUGAAAAUGCGUGCAAACUCAAUGUUGGUCACUUCAGACUUGCUCCGGCUGGCGUUACAGCCAUGCGUGGUGAUACUGUGUUUUCUCAGCCUUCUUCCCAUUAGCCCUGUAGCAUAUCAAAUUCACAUAUCUCAUAGGGACUUGCCAAAAACUUUACUCUUCAAAGCCGGUCUACACCAUGAUGACUGGACAUAUCAUUUGGACCAGUUUAGAACCUCAGAAAUGGCUUUAAAGUAUGUUUCCAUAGAUUCAACAGAAGGAAGUUUAUUUUUAAAAGAAGUCCCUGCAGAGUGUUCCCAACAUAGCACUCUGAAAAUAUAUAUCAUUGCUCGUCACCGUCAAUUGUCAAAAUACCAGCGUGUGGAAGACAACAGUGCACCUGGAAUUAGCCAGAACUCAGAUAUUAUUUCCAGCUUUUCAGACAUUCAUGUGGUUAUACCUGUGAACAUGUUCAUACAUAGUGGGAAACAGUGCCCAGAUCAGGUUGCAAAGACAUACCCCCAUUUAUCCCCAUUGUCAGUUAUUGCUACAACUUCUCAUCAUUAUGGUGCUUGUAUUAUGCCACACCAACCUGUGCUAAAAGUGCUCGAUUUCAUCCCAGCAGCAAUGUCUACAGAAUUGAAACAAGAGUGUCAGUUUCAGUUUUACCUGCAUGACACAGAUGACUUCUAUGUUCACAAUACAACCUCCAGGAUUCAUGCAUUCAAGAAAGUUUGUGUUCAUGAGCAAAUCAGUAUUCAAGGAAAGUUAACUUUAAAUGGUGCGUGUGGUAUUGAAUCAUUGUCUGAGUCAGGUGCCUUUCAGUAUGUUAUGCCAUUCACUGUUACCAUUCGUAAAGCCAAGCAAAGCGUUCCAACGAUGAAGGUGGUUGGUGAUGCUUACAUAUCAAGUUUACAUAACCUCCAUGCUAGGCUACGACGUGCAGCUACAAACACAAAACCGACCUUCCAGUUACCCCUGUAUGAAAGACAUAUAGAUGAGGAGCAGGCACCUGGUGUGUUGGUAGCAACAAUCACUGCGACAGACCCAGACUCUGGGGAUGCAGGCAGGUUGACCUACACACUGCAGGCUACUCGUGAUGGUAGGAGUAGAAAUAUGUUUGCCAUAAACCCUGUUACAGGCCGCGUAAACACAACCCAGAAACUUGACCGAGAGACAAUGACCGCUCACUAUUUCCAUGUUAUUGUGUCUGAUUAUGGCCGCCCUCAAGAAACUGCCACAACGUCUCUCGUCAUUUAUGUUGAUGAUGUCAAUGAUCAUCCUCCGAAGUUUGAGAAUGACAAUUACACUCAGCCUGUGGAGGAGAGCAUUAGCAUAGGCAGUACUCUCAUCACUGUUAGAGCUACGGAUCAGGACACUGGUGACAAUAGCCGCAUACGCUAUCGCAUACUGAAUCCUUCUGGACCUAAUGACGUCUUUUCCAUGGACCCAGAGGCAGGUAGCAUUGUCUUACGGACUCCUCUUGACCGAGAAGUGAUUAGUAGUUAUAUAAUAAAGGUACAGGCUGUUGACCAAGGAGCUAUCGCCUCCAGAAAGUCGGCAACGGCCACAAUUCAAAUCCAAGUUCUUGACCAAAAUGACAACCGGCCUCAGUUCACGGAGUCUUCCUACCAUGAAGUGGUCAGGGAGGAUACUGACCCGUCUGGAAAACCAGUCAUUGCCACAGUAUCGGCAAAAGAUAAGGACAUUGGAGAGAAUGGAGAUGUUCGCUAUCGAAUCACCAGUGGUAACACGGACAACACAUUCUCCAUUGAUUCCAUCACUGGUGCCAUUUCUCUUCUGAAGCCCCUUGAUCAUGAGGUAAUAACUUCUUACCGACUCUACAUUCGAGCCCAAGAUAACGGCUCUCCACCAAAAACAAACAUUACCACUCUGUUAGUAGAUGUUCAAGAUGUGAACGACAACAACCCAAAGUUCACGGCAUCGUCAUACCUAGAGUCGAUCAAAGAAGAUGUUGGUGUGAAUUACUCCAUUCUUCCAGUGGAAGCCUAUGAUGAUGACUCUGGACUGAAUGCGGAGCUGGUUUAUCGUAUAGUUGAUCCUCCACCUGGGAUGCCAAUCACAGUGGACCCAAAAACUGGGUGGAUUAAGACAAAUGGUCAGCUUGACAGGGAACAGGCAAGAGCAUACAAUUUCCUGGUUGAGGUUAGAGAUAAAGGCAAUCCUCCAAGGUCAGCAACUGCCACUGUUGACAUCCAUGUCACAGAUGUUAAUGACAAUCCACCAAUAUUUAACCCACGGGUCUACUAUGCCUCUGUGUCAGAGGAAGCCACACCUGGUGUUAGGGUCACAAGCGUAACUGCCAUUGACAAGGAUGAGCGGGAAAAUGCCAGACUCACCUAUGAUAUCACCAGUGGAAAUAUAGACGAAGCCUUCAGAAUAUACACACAGGGAGGGGAAGGCAUAAUAUCAGUAGCACGGGUGUUGAACUACAAACAGCAAAGUCGUUACAUUCUGACUGUGCGAGGUAGUGAUCCUGGUGGAAAGGUAGAUACAGCGACAGUUUUCAUCAACAUCACAGAUACUAAUCGUCAUCGGCCAAUGUUCCAAAACAAUCCCUAUCAGAAGGAUGUGGAUGAAAAUGUCAAGGUUGGAACAGUGUUGAUAAAAGUGUUUGCCCUUGACAAUGAUGUAGGUGAGAAUGCCCGCGUAACAUACAGCAUAAGCGGUGAGGGUUCACAGGUGUUUUCUAUUGAUGCGAACACUGGAGAAAUAAGAACUAGAUUGCCGCUGAACAGAGAAACAACUGCUGGCUAUGUUCUCACUGUCACUGCUACAGAUCAUGGAAAACCUCCUAUGUCUGAUGUAACAGACGUGGAAAUAAAUGUAAGAGAUAACAAUGACAAUGCCCCAGAGUUCCAGGAAACUCUUUACUCUGGCCGAAUCUCUGAGGGUGCAACUGUAGGCGACAGUGUCAUACAGAUUACAGCGUCGGAUCUUGACAUUGGGAAGAAUGGACAAAUUUUUUACACGUUUGAUAGCGGAAAUGAUGGAAAUGGAGACUUCGAAAUUGACCGCACUUUAGGGAUCAUAAGAACGGCCAAGAAGUUAGAUCGUGAAAAGGUUGCAAACUACAAGCUUAUUGCAUUUGCAGUUGACAUGGGUGUACCUCCUAAAUCUACAUCUGUAGCGGUGAAUGUUGAAAUUGAAGAUAUCAACGAUAGUGCACCUAUGUUUGAAUCAGAAGUGAUUAAUGUGUAUAUAAAGGAGAACAGUCCAAGGGCGUCAACUGUCGGUCGGAUAAGUGCUACGGACCCAGAUGAAGGAAGUAACGCUCAGAUUGAGUACAGCAUCCAAGGAGGGCCUGAUGCAGACUCCUUUCAUUUGACCGAGCGCCCAGGUGAACCAGCAAUCAUAACAACAAAGGUAGACCUUGAUUAUGAGUCAUCAAAGAAAAUGUACGAGCUCAUUAUCAAAGCUGCCUCCACUCCACAUUUCUCAACAGCUAAAGUUAAAAUCUGGGUUCAAGAUGUCAAUGACAAUCGGCCAAAACUGAACGACUUCACUAUUAUUUUGAACAAUUUUCUGGAGCAUUUCCCCAGUGGACCUAUUGGCAAAGUGCCGGCUCAUGAUCCAGAUGAGUAUGAUGUUUUACACUAUUCGUUUCUGUCUGGUAAUGAAGCUAACCUACUUUAUCUGAACUCCUCCACUGGUGAGAUACGACUGGAUUGGCGCCUUAACUCGGAUGUACCAAGAAAUGGAACUUUCCUUGUCAAAGUAACAGAUGGGAAAAAUGAAGUGCAGGCCACUUGUAAAUUGUACGUGCGUCUUGUCACGGCGGACAUGCUGCAGAAUAGUGUUACCAUUCGUCUCAAUAACAUGACACAGCCCGCAUUCCUGUCACCACUGUUUAAGUUCUUUGUGGAUGCCCUGGCCAACAUUUUCCAGACGGAGGAGCGAAAUAUCUUCGUCAUCAACAUUCAGGAUGAUACAGAUGUAUCCACCCAGGUUCUUAAUGUCAGUGUGUCUGUUCGCAAGUCCACUGACCAUGGCAGGGAUGUCUUCCACUCCCCUCAAUACCUGCAGGAACAGAUCUACCUGCAGCGCAUUCUACUCGCCUCUCUCUCGACUCUCCAGGUAUUGCCUUUUGAUGAUAACAUGUGUGUGAAGGAACUGUGUGCCUUCUUUGACUACUGCCAGUCAGCGCUGGUGUUUGGCCAGGCUUCGCCCUUCAUCUCCUCUACCACCAUGCUGUUCCGACCCAUCCACCCCAGUAACUGGUACCAGUGCCACUGCCCCGUUGGAUUCACAGGAAUGAAGAAAAUAUUUUUGUGCGAUGUGGAAGUGAAUCUGUGUUACUCCAGCCCGUGUGGUGGAAACGGAACUUGUGUGCAGAAGGAAGGUGGAUAUACAUGCCUCUGUCAGCCAGGAUUUACAGGUAAAAACUGUGAAAUUGAUAUGAAAACCAAGAAGUAUGAUCGCGUAAAGUGUCCCUCCAAUGUGUGCAUGCCCCCGUCUUACUGUGAACCACUUAUCAAAGGAGGUUUCCGCUGUGAGAAAUGCCCAGAGUCCGAAUUCUUCAACGAGUUCUGUCAGCUGACUGCCCGAAGCUUCCCAAGGGGAUCUUACCUCACCUUUCCAUCACUGAAAAGUCGGCACAGGUUCACAAUUGAACUGAAGUUUGCUACUUGGGAGAGGAAUGGUCUGUUGUUUUACAAUGGCCGCUACAAUGAGCAACAUGAUUUCAUUGCCUUGGAGAUCGUGGACAGUCAAGUGCAGUUUUCGUUCUCUACAGGAUCAAAUGUGACAUCAGUGAGGACCAAUCUGGAGGAAGGGACGAGUAAUGGAGAGUGGCAUUAUGUUAGAGUAGAUUAUCUCAACAGGACUGCUACUUUGACAGUCGGUGAGGAUUGUGACACUGAGGUGUGGAUUCGUUAUGGCCACAAGCUCGGCAAUUACACCUGUGCAGUUAGGAAAACAUUCCAUUUGGAGAAAAGGUGUAAUAUUGAAACAGAGCCGUGCCAUCGACUAUUGGACCUCACAGGUCCAUUUCAGAUAGGUGGCCUCCCGUCUGUGUCCUCAGACUUCCAGGUGAAAAACAAGCACUUUGAGGGAUGUAUCAGAGACAUUUACUUUGAUAGAGAACUGUUGGAUCUGAAUACACCUGUGGCUGACAAUGGGACUCAGGAAGGCUGCCCACCAAAACGGUCUUUGUGCCAGUCCUCACCCUGCACCCAUAGAGGUACAUGCAGGGAAGGAUGGGGUACCUACAUCUGUGAAUGUCCUCCUCGGACAGGUGGUAAAGAUUGCAGCCAAGAAAUUGAGCUGCCUUAUACAUUCCGUGGAGAUGGCUACAUGAUGUUCAAGCCGGCCAGCGAAGCAGUGCAAUUUGUCUGGUACAAUGGUAUCGCAUUCCGCACACGGGCACACAGUGGGAUUCUUAUGUCUGUCCAGGUUAGAAGCAGCAAGAAGAUCCAACUGGAGAUCAAGGAUGGAUUUGUGUCUUACACAUUUGACACACUAUCUGUUGUUUUGGACAAACUUCGGGUGAACGAUGGGAAGUGGCAUUAUGUGGUGGCCAGAUGGUCUGAGGGGCAGCUUAUUUUCAGUCUGGACUACGGUGUGAUACAGAAAACCAUCAAAGUGACAACUUUAACCCUAGGGAUUCUGGUGGAGAAUGUCUUUGUUGGUGGCCUUGAUAAGUCUGUUCCGAAUUUGAGUGGAUUUGUGGGUUGUCUGAAGAAUGUGGUAUUGGGAAGCACAGAGCGCUCAACGUUGAGUGGUGGAUCCAAGUCUAACAUUGUGGAAGGUUGCAAUGUGCAGGAUGCUUGUAACUCUGAUCCAUGCAGUCAUGGCCAGUGUGUAGAUGAGUGGGGGAAACAUUCCUGUCAGUGUUCCAAAGGCCGGAUGGGUCCAGAGUGUGGACACAUCUGUGAUGAUUACAACCCUUGUCGCCACUACGCCGAAUGUCAGCGCUCUCUCACCAUGGGAGCAUCCCAGUCAUAUAGCUGUGAGUGCGGCGCCUUGCAAUCUGGGAAGUACUGUGAGAUCCGCGCCCAGCAGCCGUGUCCUGCCUCCUGGUGGGGCUCCCCAAUUUGUGGACCAUGCAACUGCCCAACAGAGCGAGGCUUCAAACCUUCCUGCAACAAGACGACUGGCCUCUGCACAUGCAAGGUGAACCAUUACAAACCGAAAGGCAGCAAUACUUGUUAUCCUUGUGAUUGCAAUUACCCUGGUGGGGCUAGAGGACUCUCUUGUCAUCCAGAAUCUGGACAGUGUCCUUGUAAAAGUGGGAUUCAAGGCCGUCGGUGUGACCUCUGUGAGGAUCCUUUUGCUGAGAUCAGGAAUGGUGGCUGUGAAAGUGUUAAACAGUUUGAUUCCUGCCCAAGAUCUUACCACAGUCAAGUCUGGUGGGAUCGCACCUUGUUCAACCGCACUGCUGUUCAGGACUGCCCCGAGGACAAGGAUGGGAGCAUUCCUUAUGGUGAUGCCAAGCGCUUCUGUUCUCGUAAUGGUUGGUUAGAGCCUGAUCUCUUCAACUGCACAUCUGAGAAGUUCAUGGGCCUCCAGAGACAGUUGGGGCAGUUAGCAGCAGGUGUCAAUACCUUUCUUGCCAAGACGACUGUGUCCAAACUGGCCAACAUCUCCGGAUCUGUGGACGUCAUGUAUGGCAACGACAUCUACCUGACUUACCUGUCCCUAAAGACAAUCCUAAGCCAUGAAAACCAGCAGCAGGGACUUAAUCUGACCAGUGAACGAGACCGACAAUUUAUUCCUAACAUCCUGAGCACACUGAGCAGAAUGUAUGACCCAAAGACCAAAGGUUACUGGGACCAGAUCCAUAGAAUGUCAGGUGGUGCCAUAGAGCUGAUGUGGAUGAUGGAGGAGUAUCUGUCCACACUAGCCAGUUCCAUGGCAACCGCUCACACCUGGCCUUUUGAUGUUGUCUCCGACUGCAUAGUGCUUGCAGUGGAUACAAUCAAAAAUCCAAACUCCACUAAAGAACGGAUACCAAAGUACAACAACAUUGUUCAGAAGGAAAACAUGUUUGAUAAGCUGACGUACAUCACUUUACCAGCAUCCAUUAUCCCAACCACAGCAGCAAAAGAUUCUAAGGCUUACGUUGGAUAUAUGAUGUACAAGACUUUAGGAGAAGUCCUUCCCACGUCAUACAGUUCAGAUGUCAGAACCACACGCCCUCUAGCGGUUAACAGCCCUGUCAUCACUGUGAUCCUGAGGGACAAAUCUAGAAACAUCCAUGGCCCCCUGCAGGAGCCCGUGGAGAUUACUUUCCAGCAGCUGCAGGUUGUCAAUCGCACCAGUCCCCAGUGUGUGCACUGGCAGUUCAAGGAGUCCGGAAACAACACCCGUGGUCAGUGGUCAACAGAGGGUUGUGAGUUAAAGGGACGAUACAAGAUGGGAGACAAGAAGUUUGUGACAUGCAGCUGUAACCACCUGUCUACUUACGCAGUUCUCAUGGAUGUCUCUGAUACAGAGUACUACCCAAUGGAGUUCUUAGGUGUGAUAAUCGUGCGUUACAUAGGCUUCCUAAUCUCACUGACCUGUCUGAUGAUUUGCCUGCUCCUGUUCUGCUGCCUUCGUCGACUUUACUCAAAUUCCAAUUCCAUCCAUAUCAACUUUGUCCUCACCAUCUUUGUGGCUGAACUUACAUUCCUGGUUGGUAUAGACAAAACAGAAAAUAAGUUGGGAUGUCGUUUUGUUGCAAUCAUCCUCCAUUAUUUCUAUGUGUCUGCCUUCUUUUGGCUCUUUGUUGAGAUGCUCCAUUUAUAUCGAAUGUUGACCGAAAUCAGAAACAUCAAUCAAGGCUCUAUGAAGUUCUAUUACUUAUUGGGCUAUGUUGUGCCAGGCAUCAUUGUUAGUUUGGCUGUCGGAUUAGCGACUGACGAUUAUGGAAAUGACAAGUACUGCUGGUUAGCAACAGACAGCCUACUCAUUGCAUCAUUCAUCGGGCCCAUUGGAUUAAUUGCAGUGAUGAACCUUUUUGUGUUCUUUAUGGCUGUCAAAGCUAGCUGUUCACCUAAAAAAGAGAAAGCAAAAGUAGGAUUCCAAAGGUUGGUGCUUGUGGCUGCUGUACUGCUGCUUUUUGUGCUGGUCCUGGAUGGGGUGUUUGGUCUCCUGUCUGUAUCAACCCUUCUCACCGACAACCACCUGGCCUUUCACUAUCUCUUUGCCGUCAUCACAUGUUUUCAAGGCAUCUUUGUUCUUGUCGCUUAUGUGGUUUGCAGCAAGCAGGUUCGUUUUGAAAUGCGACGUUGGUGGAGGAUAUGCCAGGGGGAGAAGGAUUUUGAUGAGAAGUAUGAUGCCAUGAAAAGCCCCACUGCCUCUCAUCGUUCUGCUUUGGCUUACCGUCAUGAGUCCUUCGAGAAUGGCCUGAACAGGAUUAAUGUGGGGAUCUCCACCACAUCCACAACAAGUCGUUCCACCAGCAAGACAAGUAGCGGGACAGGCGGCUACAAAAAUAACUACCUGAGGAACUCCAGCACAUCAACGUCAGGCCAUGUCCCUUCAGGCUCCCUCUACCCUCCCAAUACCGGCAUACCGCCUUAUGGGUAUGACCCAGCGGCCUUCCAGCGUAUGAAACACCCCGAUGAUCCAGAUACAGGUGAGAACGACCGCAAGAGGACUAACGACUCUGACUCUGACAGUGACAUGUCCGUGGGGAGGCACAGCUUAGAACUGGCCUCUAGUCAUUCCUCAGAUGAAGACGACGACUAUGAUGGACCUAAGUGGGAACAACAGUUACCAAAAAAUAAAAUACUAGAAGAAGCGAUUAAGCGAAAGGAGGAGAAACAGAAGCAGCGUAGUGCAGAAAAUGUAUUAAGUCCACAUCCGUAUAGAGACCACCCUGAGCAGCCCUCUGACCCUGGAACCAGACAGCCAGACCUGCUUAAUGCUGCGGGCAUUAGAACGGGAUCAGAACGGGUGCACCCUCCAGACUACAGAUCAAUAUACGGAGGCCCGAAUCAAUACAUUGUCCCUCCCGUUCGGAAAGAUAGUUUACCCCCUUUAAACAAGUCGGAGAGCAGUGAAAACACUGGGUCAAAUCGACCCCCAUCAAGGGAGCGAACCACUGUUCAGGUUCUCACCCACAACGGCAGUGUAACAUCAUCAGAUUCUGAGAGCAGCAAUGAAACAACUGUGUGACAUACUGUAGAACAACUGAAGAAUAAAUUACGCAAAUUUUAACCUGUAACGUUUACGGAGUAAAUCUGUCUCCAUAUCCCAUUGUUCGGAGAUCUCUGUGUUUAUUUGAUCUACCAUGAUGUAGAGAAAGAUAGGUAAAAAUGGUUAAGUAGUCUGUUUAGAGUUGGCUUUUGUAAAUAAAACAUAUCUUCUCAAAGUGGACUUAUUGUCUGGCUCUCAACACAAUUGUGAAGACUACUUUUGGAGCUAUUCAGUAGCUCAUAUGAACAUGUCAUUAUACAAAUUUUAAUGUGGCUCAAUGUUUUAAAUUUAUCAUAUCAUAAAAAUAAGAAAGGGGAACAGCCUUGCUAUGUUAAGAUCAGUUGUUUCCAGGUACCUAGGGUAGCAUUCAGUUGGGUGUUGCAAACCUAGAUGUUAAAUAUGUUUUUAGCAUUACCAUUUUUUGGUGCAGGAAGCCAUUGUAUUUGGACAUAUCACAUUGUGAUGUGAUAACAUGGUCUUGCAUUUGUAUAUUUCAUUGUCUAGUGUCCUGUGCUUGUACAGGUAUUUUACAUACUCCUUCAUGCAAGUCAGAUAUAUUUAUUUUAUGAUUUUUUUAAAUCAAAUUUUGUACAAAAAUUGCGUAUUAUAGUGUAUUUCUUUUUAUAUGUGCUUCCCUUUUUUUAACAAAAUAAAACUGUCUCA
Messenger RNA from Liolophura sinensis, 10410 nucleotides. Its product is annotated as cadherin EGF LAG seven-pass G-type receptor 2-like. Gene Ontology annotation, cellular component: plasma membrane. Gene Ontology annotation, molecular function: G protein-coupled receptor activity; calcium ion binding. Gene Ontology annotation, biological process: G protein-coupled receptor signaling pathway; homophilic cell-cell adhesion; cell surface receptor signaling pathway. The record is from RefSeq and is a predicted model, not a curated record. NCBI's taxonomy places the organism in Eukaryota, Metazoa, Mollusca, Polyplacophora, Chitonida, Chitonidae.